AUUGUGCAAAGAAUAAUUUGUAGUUAUUCGACAUUUGCAACUUUGAGAAAGCCCCCGUAACAUCACUGAGGCACCCAUAAAAACAUCACUGAGGAUGCUUAAUUAAGAUACAGUAACAAAGUUAUCCAGGCUUACAUGGCUGUAUGGAAGGUUUUCAGCCUGUUCAACCAAUGGAGCUUUCAACCCUAUGCUCCAGCAGUCUCGGAUCUCUGCUUAAAGAAGAUGGAUGGAACGAUGUGCUGCUGUCUGAAAUGAAGGAAGAUUAUUUUGGAGAGCUCGAAAAGAAGUUGACAAAAGAAUACAAGACAAAAGAGAUAUUUCCUCCGUGGGACCUUCUCUUCAGUGCAUUCAAUCUUACCCCUUUUAACAAUGUAAAAGUGGUUAUUCUUGGUCAAGACCCAUAUCAUGAUGAUGGUCAGGCAAUGGGACUGAGUUUCUCUGUGCCUGAUGGCAUCGCGGUACCCCCGUCCUUGAAGAACAUGUACAAGGAGCUGACGACUGACAUCCCGGGUUUCAAAACACCGGACCACGGCAACCUGACCAAGUGGACUCAACAAGGAGUAUUACUUCUUAAUGCCACACUCACAGUGGAGGCCCACAGCCCCAACUCACACAGGGCGUAUGGGUGGCAGAAGUUCACGGACAGAGUUCUGAAAAUCAUAAGUGAUGAGAGUUCCACGAGAAUAGUCUUCAUCCUGUGGGGCCUGUUUGCCCACAAGAAGGAGAAGCUGCUGGACGCAUCUCGACACACCAUCAUCAAAACAGCUCACCCGUCGCCGCUCAGUUUCAACAAGUUCUCUGGCUGCAAGUGCUUUUCCAAGGCUAACAAGGCGCUCAAGAGUGCUGGCAUUAAACCUGUUGACUGGAGUCUUUGAACUCAGAAAUGUUGGGGGUGUAGGCGUCAGUGUCCAGUUUCCCCCUCGCAAUGUUAGUUAAAAAAAAAAUUCCAGAUCACUAAUUUCAGGGUUUAAGCUGGACAACAAAAUGUUCCAAGAAUUUGGUCAGAAAGUCUUUUGGCAAAUGCUAGUUAAACAAAAUAUAACAAAAAUUAAGAUUAAAAAAAAAAAAAUCUAAGAGAUAGUAAAAAAGGGUGAGGUGAAUGACAAGUCAUGCCAAGAAAUCUGCUGACAAGAUGCUGAUGAAUUAUAAAUGUAUUCAAGCAUAUGUUCAGACAAAAGCAUGAGGCAGCCAAUUAGAGUUGGCUUUACAAAACACACAUGAUUUUCAGAUGAUCAUUUUGGGCAAUUAGUAAUAGAAUAUAUUCGUAAAUUCAACUUAAAAUUCAAUUCAUAUUUUGUGAUUUGGCAAACAACAGCUUAUACCCUGCAUUUUCAUAUCACAUGAUGGUGAAUAACUUAUCUUAUUUUCGACUGUGUGUUUAAACUAGCUAUAGUUAAUCAGGAUGAAAUAGCCGACCAUUGAUCUGACAGAACUCGGAGGUUCAAGAGGUCCCGUUUUAAUAUUUUCUUCUCCCCUUCCUUCUGAAACACCAAGUCCACCCUGGAGUGAUGGCUCAUCUUAUAUGUUAGAACAGAAAGAAUGAAAUAGGGGCCUAUUUUAUUAAAAUAAAUAGCCGCUAAUUUGUAAACUAUGAUUAUUUGGUAUCGAACAUUAUUAUGUCUAGGUAAUGAGUAAAGAAACAUGCUACCACCACAUGGGCUACUCCGGCCUACUGUAUUGUGACAGAGUCUUUUAUAAGCAUUUCCCUAUUCAUUUCAUUUCAACUUAUUUUUGUGCUUAUAUCCAAUUAAGGUUCAAGCACACUGUCCUGGGCACACACCUCAGCUAUCUGGGCUGUCUGUCCAGGACAGUGGGUUAGUUGCUAGCAUUUCCCUAGACACGGCAGCAUGCUACAAUUUUCUUUAUGCAAAGAUCAUGUGUCAAUUACAUGGAUAAUUAUCAGAAAUAAAUGUAAAAAUAGUUAAAUAUAUCACAUGCAAAUAUAAUAAGGGACGUUUAAAUAAAUAGGGUCAACAUUUGUUUUGUUUUUUAACCACAUUGCUUUUACUGUACAAGAUAUAUUUUUACCACAUUGUUUUUACUUUGCAAAAUAUAUUUUUACCACAUUGUUUUUACUUUGCAAAAUAUAUUUUAGCACAUUGUUUUUACAUUUUGCAAGAUAUAUAUUUUAGCACAUUGUUUUGACAUUGUCCAAGAUAUACAUGUACUUUCAUUUUUUUAAUUUUAUUGUGUACUCUUUAUAAGAUAUAUUUCAUAAAAAAAAUUGUUGGUACAUUUCCACUUUUAACAGAUGCUGUGAAUACACUUCAUAAGGUGUAUUUUAUCAACUUGGUAAUAAAAUAAAAAUAAUAGAACUAAUAAUAACAAGGAAACUCAUAUUGCAUGUAUUCUGCUGUAUUUACUAGAAAUUGUGACACAAUAUUUUCUAUUUUUGUCAUAACAAUAGUGUAUAUUCUAUUUAUAGAUGAAUACCUAAUUUUUUAAUCUGUUAUUACACGGAUAAAAGAUUAUGUUUAUUUUUAUUAUUUUUGUAUUAGUUAUAUAUACCAUGUACACAUUUAUACAAACCACAUAUGAAAUAUAUUUUAUUCUGUUAAUAAACAAACAAAACAUU
This is a messenger RNA of Gigantopelta aegis, 2575 nucleotides long. Its product is annotated as uracil-DNA glycosylase-like. The transcript is spliced from 5 exons. Gene Ontology annotation, biological process: base-excision repair; base-excision repair, AP site formation via deaminated base removal. Gene Ontology annotation, molecular function: uracil DNA N-glycosylase activity. The coding region runs from base 144 to 875 and encodes 243 amino acids. Gene Ontology annotation, cellular component: mitochondrion; nucleus. The record is from RefSeq and is a predicted model, not a curated record. Lineage: Eukaryota; Metazoa; Mollusca; Gastropoda; Neomphalida; Peltospiridae.